Molecule: messenger RNA, 5591 nt
Organism: Solea senegalensis (Senegalese sole)
Lineage: Eukaryota; Metazoa; Chordata; Actinopteri; Pleuronectiformes; Soleidae
Product: aconitate hydratase, mitochondrial-like
Exons: 18
Coding region: 42-2387 (781 amino acids)
Biological process (GO): tricarboxylic acid cycle
Cellular component (GO): cytosol; mitochondrion
Molecular function (GO): 4 iron, 4 sulfur cluster binding; aconitate hydratase activity
Source: RefSeq, a predicted model, not a curated record
UGACGUCAUUUUAGAGCGACCCACAUAUAUGUGUUAGCAAAAUGGCGUCUUACUGUUUGACUGUCACUAGGCUGCGGGUGGCCCUUGGAACCGGUGUGAGGAGAUUUCAUGUCUCAGCAGCCUUCAACGCCAAAGCCAAGGUGGCCAUAAGCCGCUUUGAACCCGGCUCCAGCAUUAACUAUGAAAAGAUGCACGAAAACAUCAAUAUUGUUCGCACAAGGCUCAAUAGGCCUCUCACUCUGUCAGAGAAGAUUGUGUACAGUCACCUGGAUGAUCCUGCACGGCAGGAGAUUGAUCGUGGCCGCACGUAUCUUCGCCUGCAUCCAGACCGUGUGGCUAUGCAGGAUGCCACGGCUCAGAUGGCGAUGCUCCAGUUUAUCAGCAGUGGUCUGGCCAAGGUGGCUGUUCCCUCCACCAUCCACUGUGAUCACCUGAUUGAGGCUCAGAUUGGGGGGGUUGAGGACCUGAAGAGGGCUAAGGAGGUGAACCACGAGGUUUAUAACUUCCUCGCAACAGCUGCAGCCAAAUAUGGAGUUGGCUUCUGGAAACCAGGCUCAGGCAUCAUCCAUCAGAUUAUCCUGGAGAAUUAUGCCUAUCCUGGAGCGAUGCUGAUUGGCACAGACUCUCACACUCCCAAUGGUGGUGGUCUGGGUGCCAUCUGUAUUGGAGUGGGUGGAGCUGAUGCCGUGGAUGUCAUGGCCGGAAUCCCAUGGGAGCUCAAGUGUCCCAAAGUGAUUGGAGUGAGGCUGACAGGCACCCUGUCUGGCUGGACCUCUCCAAAGGACGUUAUUCUAAAGGUGGCUGGCAUCCUGACUGUGAAGGGUGGCACUGGGGCCAUUGUAGAGUAUCAUGGGCCUGGCGUUGACUCCAUCUCCUGCACUGGAAUGGCCACCAUCUGUAACAUGGGUGCUGAGAUUGGAGCCACCACAUCUGUUUUCCCAUACAACCACCGUAUGAAGACGUACUUGGAGAAAACCGGGCGUGGAGAGAUUGCCUCUGUAGCUGAUCAGUUCAAAGAUGACUUGGUCCCAGAUAAGGGCUGUGAAUAUGACCAGGUCGUUGAGAUUAAUCUGAGUAAGUUGAAGCCUCACAUCAACGGACCAUUCACUCCUGACCUGGCCCACCCUGUGUCUGAGAUCGGAGCUGCAGCUCAGAGAAACGGCUGGCCACUGGAGGUUAAAGUUGGUCUGAUCGGCAGCUGCACCAAUUCAAGCUAUGAGGACAUGGGCAGAGCGGCGUCCUUAGCCAAGCAGGCUCUGGAUAAAGGUCUGAAGUGUAAGGCCCAGUUCACGGUGACCCCUGGUUCUGAACAGAUCCGUGCCACUAUUGAGAGGGACGGAUAUGCCAAGAUCCUGAAUGAUGUCGGUGGAAUUGUUCUUGCCAAUGCUUGUGGACCAUGCAUUGGACAGUGGGACAGGAAGGAUGUGAAAAUGGGAGAGAAGAAUACUAUUGUGACAUCCUUCAACCGGAACUUCACUGCCAGGAAUGAUGCUAAUCCUGCUACUCAUGCUUUUGUCACCUCUCCUGAGAUUGUCACUGCCUUGGCUCUUGCUGGGACCCUCAACUUCAACCCCGAGACUGACUACCUAACUGCUCCUAAUGGAGAGAAGUUCAAGCUGGAACCACCCACUGGUGACGAGCUCCCCUCCAGAGACUUCGACCCGGGCCAGGACACGUACCAGCACCCUCCAGCUGAGAGCAGCUCAGUCAAGGUGGACGUGAACCCCAUGAGCAACCGUCUACAGCUUCUGGAGCCCUUUGAUAAGUGGCAUGGAAAAGACCUAGAGGACAUGAGGGUCCUCAUCAAGGUGAAGGGAAAGUGCACCACUGACCACAUUAGUGCUGCGGGCCCCUGGCUAAAAUUUCGUGGUCAUCUGGACAACAUCUCUAACAAUCUGCUGAUUGGUGCCGUCAACAUUGAGAACGAUGCCAUCAACAAGAUCAGGAAUCAGCUGACAGGGGAGUACGGAGGUGUGCCAGAUGUGGCCCGCCAUUACAAGGCUAAUGGAGUAAACUGGGUGGUGGUUGGAGAUGAGAACUAUGGAGAAGGUUCCAGCAGAGAGCAUGCUGCUCUGGAGCCACGGCACCUGGGAGGACGUGCUAUUAUCGUCAAGAGCUUUGCCAGAAUCCAUGAGACUAAUCUGAAGAAACAAGGCCUGCUUCCACUGACUUUUGCCGACCCCGACGACUAUGAGAAAAUUCUCCCCAAUGACAAGAUUUCAAUCACUUGCCUGAAAUCGUUUGCCCCUGGCAAGCCACUGACAGCAGUGAUCAAGCACGCCGACGGCAGCCAGGAGUCCAUCUCUCUAAACCACACCUUCAAUGAGACACAGAUUGAGUGGUUCAAAGCUGGCUCGGCCCUCAACAGGAUGAAGGAGCUGCAGUAGGUGGCGGCAAGGACGAAGGCGGGGCCUGUGUGGGCCAACGAUGUUGGCAAAGAAGGGUAAUAAUGCGCGCCUAGAAGAGAGGCUUCGCAAAGAGCAAGAGACAGUUUAAAUGAUAGACGGUAACAGGCUUGAUUAGGGGACAGCUGCAGUCAUGCUCAGGCUACAUCCAUACUACGGUUUCCAUUUAAAAAUGGCUCUUUUUUAGGUGUUUUAUCUCUGUUUCAGAAGUAAUCUGCACCUAUUAUACUAUCUAUCUACUGCUUUAUCUUGCACAAGAGGGUCACGGGGGUGCUUCAGAGUGUCCAAUUAACCUCUGCAUGUUUUUGGACUAUGGGAGGACACCAGAGAACACACACACACACGAAGAGAACAUGCAAACACUGCUACAGCGCUAACCACUACUCUGAUGUGUGACCCCUGUACCUACUCAUACGCCAAAAAACAUACAAGUGUUAACGGCACGAUGAUUCCCUAAUCUGUUGUUUGCUUAAUAAUGACAAACAUCAAUGGUGAUAGAACAAGGAUUUCUAUUAUGAAACCAGAGGUGAGAAAAAAAACAAUCAGGGAAGUGAAUGUGGGUAACUGCAUCAUUGUUCCGUUUUUUGCCCGUCUAUAUUCAAAUGUAGUCCUGAAGUUUUCAAACAAAAACUGAGUCAGCAGUGCUUUUAAACUUCUACAUUUUUGGGGCUAUAAAUCCCCAAGGUAGUGAGGACGACUGGUGUAUCCGGAGCAAAAUGUAUGUGUUUUUAAACAAAACCAGAGUAGUAUGGAUGUAGCAUUAGUUAAAGCAAGAACUCCGCACACACACACACACACGCACACACACCACACACACACACACACCACCACACACACACACACACACACACACAUACAUAAUGUCGCUGUAAAGAUGAAAAGCGCACACACAGAAACAUACACAUGAACUCAUACAUGCACAGACAGAGAUACUGUGAAAGAAAACCCAGUUGAUGGGUGGACUUACAGGAAAGCAGGUUAGCAGUGUGUGUCUCUAGAUAUAUCGUUCAUACAAGCAGCACUUUUUCAAAGUUAAUUUAACAUUUCAUACACUGUUCCAUUCUCAGAUGCCAAUCAUUCUGUUUGGUUUCUUGUUGCCCUCUUCAGAAACUAUGGUGUUGGAAGUGCAAACAUAAAAGUGGUGUACAAACUUAAUUCAUACAGAUCACUAACCUAAAAAGAAGGCUAAACAGUAAGUUUCACACUUCAGCCUUCAUCAAACCUCCUCCUCCUCAUCAAAUAUUAUUCCAGCAUUUCAGUAAACUGCCUGAGAUGUUGAAUUUACAUGAAUACACUUGUGGUAUUAUCUACAGAGCUGUAAUCUUAAGUAAAUCCUACUCCCACAUGGUGAUGAGCUCUGCUUUGUGAUACAGUUAUUGAUGUGUCUCAGUGUCUCAGUCCCUGUUUAGUGCAGCUACACUGUUAAAAAAGCAAUUACCUGCCUCUGCUACUGUUACCCCCAUCUAGCUGUCACUAGGUUUUGGAUCUGGAUUAUUCCCACUACCUUUAUUGCACUUGUCUUUGACACGCAUUCACUCAUGCACUACCUGAGGUUAGGUUAAAUAAGCUAUGGUUAGGUUUGUGUUCUUAGAUGGUAAAGCCGUACAGGCAAUCAUUUAAAUUCUGGUGUAUUAGCAACAAGAAAGAAACCACACUUGCAUCGAUUCCAGUGAAACAUCUCCUCUCUGGUGUUGUAGAUCUUCAGUCUUGUCAUUUCACUGACAUUCCCGGUUCAGUUGGUCAUGCAGCUCAUGCGUUAUGUGGAUGGAUAUGUUGUUGCGGUUUCCUAGUGUUAAAGUCCCAGUUUAUCAGUUCAUCCUCACAUCUGGAGCUACCAGUGUGUGAAAUUGCUGUGUGGAGCUGCAACAGGAGAUGUUUGUCUUGGAACUGAAUGUAUUUUUCGGUUAAAGUUUGGUCCUGAAAGCAUUCUCCUUACAAAACUAACAUGUGUGUGAUUGACUGUACACUAGCACGUUGUCGUUUGUGGAUUAGUUUUUACAUGUGCUUUCUAUGUUGUUUCUUUCCAUAGUUUUCUCUUGUGUGUUACUAUGGGGGACUGACAUACAACUUGCAUAUUCAAUAGUGAUCAAUAUACAUAUAAACCAUAUUCUUGGCAUCGUAUUUACCUACUGUAGUGUGCACCACUAAAAAAAAGUGUCAUUAAUUAUAUAUUUUGUGGGCUUAGAAAUAUCUGAGGUCAUUGCUGCUAUGAUUAAUGUGAGAGUAUUCUUGGUCCUGUGUGUCACUGUGGUACUAAAAACUCACCUAGUUUGUAAAUAAUAAAUAAUUUCCAACGUACUACUAUUGCUACUGAAGUGUCCCCUUAGUGGUUUGUAAUGAACCAAAUCUCCAUUUAUGUAAUGGUUUCACAGACAUGUUAAAAUGGGGAUUGUUGGUUUAAUGAGAGCACAAAUAUUGGAUUGUUUGGCCUCGACAUUGAAAAGAGACAUGCUAAUUUCUUUUAUUAAAGGUGAAAAGGCAGCAAGCCAAUUUAUAUGACUUUAUGACUUGAAUGACAUACUGUUAUUAAACUCAGCCAUUUGAGAAUCAUCACAAACCUGUUUAAUGCCCUUAUCAUUAUGCCCAUCUUGUGUCACAUGUACAGCCAAAGAGACCUUCUAAAAAUGUUCAGCAAUAAUGGUUAGCCGGUGUUUGUGUUUGAAUAGUCAUCCAAAAAAAAUAAUAAUUCUAUAAUGGUCAUGUACAAAAUGCACCUGGAUCAUGAAAACAUGCUGAUUAAUUUCAUGUCCAUUCUUCCUCUGCAAUGAAAUUUAACAGCUGUGCCUGCUUGUGAGAAUUAGGACAGUUUGCUUACUCUGUUGUAAGAUGCUACUUGCUCACUGGUUCAGUAACCACGUUUUUGUAAUAGGACAAAUCAAAUGAUGCUGUUAAUGGUGUGUCAUUUUAUUCUCAGGUGAUUUGGUCAAUCUUCCUCUCAUCGUUGUUUUAAAAACAAACAACAAAUUCUUUAACAUGUUUGCAUUUGACACAACAAAUACAAAUGUACUAAGAACUGAUUUUUACUGUAAUGAUUCCCCUCACAAUCCUGUUUUGGCAUUAAUUUUGUAAAAUUAGAUGGGUGAAUAACAUGUCUUCAGAUUUGUAGCUUGGAAGAUAAAUGUCAAACAUAUAUUGACAUUUACUUUGCACAUUGUAAAUUAAUACAGAAUCAAUUGUAAAGUGGUG